Molecule: messenger RNA, 6648 nt
Organism: Amphiprion ocellaris (clown anemonefish)
Lineage: Eukaryota; Metazoa; Chordata; Actinopteri; Pomacentridae
Gene: exoc6
Product: exocyst complex component 6
Exons: 24
Coding region: 22-2499 (825 amino acids)
Biological process (GO): exocytosis; intracellular protein transport; Golgi to plasma membrane transport
Cellular component (GO): exocyst; membrane
Source: RefSeq, a predicted model, not a curated record
GUCUGCACACUGAAGGGAGAAAUGGCGAGUAACAGGGUGCAUGCUGCUUUACCUGACCCUCCUAAUCAAAGUGAAGAAGAACACAAAGCAGAACAGAAGGCUUUUGAGAAUUUUUUUGCAGAGCUAGAAUCCGUGGACUUGCCUCUUGGAACCACCUUAAGGUCUAUUUAUGAUGACCAGCCCAAUGCCCACAAGCGCUUCAUGGAGAAGCUGGAUGCCAGGAUAAGGAAUCAUGACCGUGAGAUUGAAAAGAUGUGCAAUUUCCAUCAUCAAGGCUUUGUGGAUGCCAUCACAGAGCUCCUCAAAGUCCGUGCUGAUGCAGAGAAGCUGAUGGGUCAAGUGACAGACACUAAUCGAAGACUACAAGAAGCUGGGAGGGAGGUGACAGCUCAGACAGAGGAGGUGAUUCGCUGUCGGAUCCAGCAGAGGAACAUGGCGACCACUGUGGAGAAGCUCCAGCUCUGUAUACCAGUACUAGAAAUGUACAGCAAAUUAAAGGAGCAACUGGAAUCCAAAAGAUACUAUGCUGCACUGAAAACCAUGGAGCAGCUAGAGAAGGUCUACAUCCCAAGGGUCAGUCAGUACAGGUUCUGUCAGAUCAUGGCUGAAAACCUGCCUAGACUGAGAGAGGAGAUCAAAGAGAUCUCCAUGUCAGACCUCAAAGACUUCCUGGAGAGCAUUCGAAAACACUCAGACAAAGUUGGAGAAACUGCCAUGAGACAGGCGCAGCAGCACAGGACCUUUAACAGCGCAGUAGCAAAGCAGGCCAGUAUGGGCCACUACACCAAACCUGUGUACUCUCUCAAUGGACGAACUCACACUCCCAAUGGCCAGUUAAUGGAUGAUGACACAGGAGACGAGGAAGAAGCUGACGAAGAGAUUCUUACAGCUCAGGACCUGGUGGACUUCUCACCUGUCUACAGGUGUCUGCACAUUUAUACUGUACUGGGUGACCGAGAAACAUUCGAGAACUACUACAGGAAACAAAGGAAAAAACAGGCCCGACUUGUACUGCAGCCACAGGCCAACAUGCACGAGACAGUGGAAGGCUACAGGAAAUACUUCAAUCAGAUUGUAGGGUUCUUUGUUGUGGAAGACCACAUCCUCCAUGCCACGCGGGGGCUGGUGACCAGAGCUUUUACUGAUGAACUGUGGAACAUGGCUUUGUCCAAGAUCAUUGCUGUGCUUCGCACACACUCUUCAUACUGUGAUGACCCAGACCUGGUCCUGGAGCUGAAGAAUCUUAUAGUUAUCUUCGCUGACACGCUGCAGGGAUAUGGGUUCCCAGUGAACCGGCUUUUUGACUUGCUGUUUGAGGUUCGAGACCAGUACAAUGAAACACUGCUGAAGAAAUGGGCGCUGGUUUUCAGGGAGAUCUUUGAGUUGGACAAUUACAGUCCCAUCCCUGUGGACACAGAGGAGGAGUAUAAACUGGUUGUUAGCCGUUUUCCCUUCCACGAUGCUGAAAUAGAGAAGCAGGACUUUCCUAAGAAGCUGCCGAUGUCCCAGUCUGUCCCUCAGAUUUACACACAGGUCAAAGAGUUUAUUUACGCCAGCCUGAAGUUCUCAGAGUCACUACACCGCAGUUCAACAGAGAUCGACGACAUGUUGCGGAAAUCGACUAACUUGCUGCUGACAAGAACUCUUAGCAGCUGUCUGCAAAACCUCAUCAAAAAACCACACAUAGGACUGACUGAGCUGGUUCAGAUCAUCAUUAACACCACACACUUGGAGCAGGCCUGCAGGUAUCUGGAGGAGUUCAUUACAAACAUCACCAAUGUCUCCCCUGAAACAGUUCACACCACAAGACUCUAUGGCUUGUCCACAUUCAAGGAUGCUCGUCAUGCAGCAGAGGGAGAGAUUUAUACCAAACUGAACCAGAAGAUUGAUGAAUUCAUCCAGCUAGCAGACUAUGAAUGGGGCAUGGCUGAGUCAGACGGCCGUGCCUCAGGAUACCUCAUGGACUUGAUCAACUUCCUGCGGUCCACUUUCCAGGUCUUCACACACCUGCCGAAUAACAACAAUGACCAUGCAUCAAUGUCGGGAAAGGUGGCCCAGACUGCUUGCAUGUCGGCAUGUAAGCAUCUGUCCACAUCACUGAUGCAGAUGCUGCUGGACACGGAACUCAAACAGAUCAGUAUGGGAGCCAUUCAGCAGUUCAACUUAGAUGUCAUUCAGUGCGAAUUGUUUGCCAGCUCAGAGCCAGUACCUGGCUUCCAGGGAGACACACUCCAACUGGCCUUCAUUGACCUACGACAGCUCCUGGACCUGUUCAUGGUGUGGGACUGGUCGACUUACCUGGCAGACUACGGCCAGCCAACCUCCAAAUACCUGAGAGUGAAUCCAGCCACUGCCCUGGCUCUACUGGAAAAGAUGAAGGAUACCAGUAAGAAGAACAACAUCUUCUCUCAGUUCAGGAAGAACGACAGAGACAAACAGAAGCUGAUAGAGACUGUGGUCAAACAGCUGAGGAGCCUGGUCAACGGCAUGUCCUCCUAAGUGAACACACACACACACACACACACACACACACACACACACACAGACAGACAGCAGUGAUGUAUGUGUCUCAAAGAGGUAUACUGAGUGAAACAUGCAUGCAGUCACAUGCACACACUGAACUGCCAAGAAACCCACAGAGGAAAGACAUUUUGACACAUGUAAAGAAGUUGCAGCACACAACAUGGCGGUGACAUACAGAAGAACCACAAAGGGAGUUCUCUCUCACAGACACACACACACACACAGAAAGGCCAGAUAAACAGCUUACAUGCGCAUACUAGUUUCACACAUGACGGCACAGCAAUACACACACUGUUCAAGGCAUGCAGGGAUCUGACUCCUAGCAAUUACAACACACACACAUACCAAGUCAUAUCCUCUUGUUACUGUUAUAUCUUGACUGAAUACUCGAUGUAAAUAACAAACAUGCUAAACAGUUUACCAAACUCCUCACAGGAAUAAACAAUAAAAUGUUUGUAAAGUAUUUUUAAUGGCUAUGAUAAGACAAACUAUGUUUUGUACAUUUGUGAGAGUGCAAUGAUUGUAGCUGCAAAGGGGGACUGGUACAGCACAGGAAGUAACACGCAAGUACUGGGACAAUGAAAUCGCUAUCUUAAAUAUUCAAAGGAUGAUAUUGAAAUACAUUUUCUUGCCCUUCAUUCUGAAGAAUAACAUUGUUAUUCAGCAGAGAUCAAGUUAGGUAAAAAGCCACUGAUCAAGCUAUUCGUAAUGAAAUAACUAGUUCUAGUUGUGCCAGACAAAUGUCUUAUGGAUUUAAUAAGACUGUGACAAUUUAAAGGAUAAAGUUAGGGCUAUAUUUAAAGAAUAGUAUACCAACCAGUUAUGCAUUUACGGUGAAGACCCAAACCAAGCCAGACAAAUAGUCCUCACAGCUAAACAGAGCCAACAGUUCCCCCAACUGUGGGGAUCAAGGGUUCAGGUGUUUCUUUAAAUUUGUCACCACGUAUAUAUACACUGAAAAAAACUAUUAUUCUCAACCCCUAGUAUUUCAACAACAUUUGUCGUUUAAAUUGAAUUGAAAACAGAUUAUUGUAACCCAUUUCCAGACAACAUAAAGGAGGUCCAUAAACAGUUUAAUUUAGACGCUGUCUGUUAAACAUGAAGGAAGGAUUACCUUUUACUGCCUGCUCAUACCGGCAUUUAGAACUGUGGCAUUUGAUUUAGGUGGAAAUGCUAUUCGCUUUGAUUCUGCAAAUGAAUAUGCACUGAGCUUUAUAAUCUGCUUACAACUUGUUGAAAUUUGGCAUGCAGAUGUGCACUAUUCACCAAAUGCAAAUGUUCUUUACGCUGCUUUACGCAGCAUCUCAUAAUAUAAACUGCUCCGAUGAAGACAUUCGGCAGGGUUCUGUCAGUCAUUAGAAACAAGUGUGUGCUCUAAACGCAUUCCUUCUAUCAGCUGUUUUUGACUUGACACUCAGGCUUGUUGGCUCCUCUACAAUCUGUGGUUACCCAUUACAACCUUCUCUGUAAGAACCUGCAGCCACAUUUACAUUCAUCUUCAGGGAAUUCUAGCUCCAGCCUAAAGUUAUAUCACCAGACUGCCAGCACCACAAAGGGUAUUGAAUUAUCUUGUCCCACUUUCCCGUCUGAUGAGGCAUUAAGUGUAGUUUCUCCACAAUCUCCAGUUAAGAACAAUAUAACUUAAAUUUGGUAAUCAGCUCAGUAAACCGUUUUUAGAUGGUUACUCCGGCAUUAAAAUAUGAUGGAAAUGUAUCCAAUGGUGGCUCUGACAAAGCCCAAAUGAAAUCCUUGUCCCAAUACUUCAGCUGUUGUUACUGUGUAUGUUUGAGUGCAAAUAAAGGUGAUCCUGAGAAUACGGAUGGAUGGAAGAACAUGUGAAUGAAUGAUGACGUCCUCAAAGACUGAUGUUCAUGAAAAAAAAAGUGACGUUUUGUUCAACUCCUUUGUGGUUUUGCUUGCUUUCUUGUUUUUUUUUUUAUUUUCUGCCUCACAUUUAAGCCAACCUGCUUCGAGAGUCUCACAGUGACUGAACAUGGAGGAGCUCAACAGAGUAACGUGAUGUUUGAAGAGAGCAGAAAUGGUGGGAGUCCUUGCCAUCCAGAUUGUAGUUAGAAUCUUUACAUGUUGCCUGCACAUGAGAAUGUAAAAAAACGUGGGUAAGAAUCUGUAAAGUGGCUUGUUAAUUAUUUGAUCCGCCUUGUCUACAUAUACAAGUCGGACACAUAGCAUAGCACUUUAUACCAAAUAAUGCAAUCCUUUACAACAACACAAACAUUCACGCAGAUGCCAGUCAGGUCAUUGCAGCUUGUUGGACUGGUCUGCAUUAGAUCAUGCAGGUGGACACAUCUGGAUUCAUUCAGCGAAGACUCCAAGGAGCUGGUGGCAAUUUUGGGUUGGAGUGUCAAAGUGAAUACUGCAUGAAGCAACCACAGAAUAGAGGAUUUGCUUGUGAUGUCACCGUAUAGACACCUGGCAUUUAUGUGAUCUGCGUAUGUUUCUUGUAAAUACAAGCGGAACACAUUGAUCAGAAUGUAAGUGGAUCAGCCAGACCACCUCUGGAUGUGUACUGUGACCACGUCUGAAAACAUCGCUCUAAACCAAACCCAUCUAACAAGUUGAAAAGGAAAAAAAAGGGGACUCACGAGUCAUUUCUCUGCAAAGGAAGAAUAAUAUGAUACAUGCAGCAGCGUCACUUCAGGAGACAGGAGUACCUGUGUGUCAUUUAUCAUCUGCAGUCAAUCAGUGAGUGCAUGAUUAUCGUUUUACUGCGUUCACUGUGUGUAUGCAGUGUGGACUGUAUGACUUAUCCUAGAUAGACUUUACAGUAGAUGACAACAUAUAUGUCAUUUUGACACCUGCAGCCACCAAUUUAAGCACAGCUGCACUUCAGGACGGCACUGGGAGCGCAGUGCUUUUGGCUGUCAUGUGACUUUAACCUUGCACAUCGUAUCAGCCUGUUAGUAGAUUCUUGCAUUGCAUUAUUGAGAUCCAGUAGUUUGUUGUUGUUUUCCUUUUGUUUGUUCAGAAAUAUUAAAAAGAAUGCAAAAAACAAAAGUAAGAUUUUUAAAAAGUUGAUAAAUCAUGCAAUCAUAUUGAUAACAUCUCAAGAGACAUGCAGACAGAACCAAAAUAAUCAGAAAAAGAAGGAGCUUUGGGAGCAAAGUAUCUACAUUUACCAUCCAUGUAUCAUCUGAUCAGAACAGAAGCCACAAUAUUAUUCGAAGUGCAUAAAAAAAAAAAAAAAUUGUGGGGAAUGAAUUUCAGAUUCCAAGAUUUCAUAAAUAAUAGCAGGUGUAAAUGCACAGGCCUGUGAUCAGCAUCGUUAGUACCGGCGGAUAGCGGCUAAAUAAAGUCAGGCGCAUUUGAGCUUCCACAUAUAGACGGUUGUCAGAUCUGAUAACUGUUAAUUGUGCAAGAUAUUAGUUUGUUUCCCUCAAAGCAUCACUCUCUAAUAGCCGCCACAGCAGCGUCGGACCCUCUGGUGCGGAGGGUGCUCAGGUGUUUCCAUGUGAAAGAGAACACCACUAUAUGCCCCCAUCCUCCCUCCUGUCAGCUGUGAUGUUAAAAGUACCUGAUUCAUGCUUACAAGAAAGCAAGCCCCACGAGGAGCUUGUAAUGAUAUUAGUGAAUAUGUAUACGUAUAUAUUUAACUGCUUAAUAACUUGCAUUCUGUUUGUUUUUCCUUUUUGUUCCUCAGGGUGAAAUGAAGCUUUAGAAUUGCAAAACUUUCGAAGCACAGCAAUAAUGAAUUGGUUCCUUUACAGCCUCACAGGCAGGUUGACACUUAGCUCAGUCCUGCUCAUGAUUCCUGAAGACAAACAUUUUAUACUGAGACUGUUUCUAUUCUGUUCAUGUUUUGGGUCUGUGCUGUCCUUUCAGCAGGCGUUUUGCACUGAAAAUGAUUUUUUUUCUCUUCUUUUUUGAUUCAUUAUUUGCCUUUUAUUAAUAGUUGCCUGUAAAUGCCACUGUAUAUACUGCAUUUUUGUAAAGAAAAUGAUAGAGGUUUGUGUGCUACAAACAGAAUUGGAGGUUGACACUGUGAAGUGCAUCUCCAUCAACAACUAAAGUAAAUAUGUAAUUAAUAAGAGUUUCAAUUUGCAUUUGUUGCUUACUUGGUGAACACAGUUGAGCACAAUAUAAAGAGCUCAGUGAUUACCGUUGGUA